Temnothorax curvispinosus is the source of this 1854-nucleotide messenger RNA. RefSeq names its product rootletin-like. The record is from RefSeq and is a predicted model, not a curated record. The transcript has 10 exons. Bases 91 to 1854 code for a protein of 587 amino acids. Lineage: Eukaryota; Metazoa; Arthropoda; Insecta; Hymenoptera; Formicidae.
CAGGCUCAACAGCAUCAAGCUGCUCUUGUCUCGCGGUUACAAGCUAAAGUUCUGCAGUAUAAACAGAGGUGUUCGGAACUGGAGAAUCAGAUGGCAGAGACAAUUCCGUGCGACUAUAGUAAACCAGCGACAGGCACAGUGUCCUCCACCACCGUGCUAGAGGCUGCCCAUCAAACACUUCGGGAUAUACGCGAGGAGCAAAUUCAUGACAUGGAUACUGCUUUGAAAAAGCUCAGAGAGGAACGGCGAAAAUGUGAGGAACUUUUACAACUUAACGCAUCCCUAAAAGAUCAGCUCGAGGAGUCUCAUCAAACAAACGAGGCACUAACCAAUGAUUUGCAAAAACUAAGUAACGAUUGGGACAUAUUGAGAGAGGAAUUGGCUAUUAAGGAAGACGAGUGGAAGGAAGAAGAACAGGCAUUCAAUGAAUAUUACAUCUCUGAGCAUAACCGAUUACUGAACCUGUGGCGCGAUGUCGUCUCCGUUAAAAGACUGUUCGCAGAAAUGAAAUCUACUACGGAAAGGGACUUAUCCAAACUACGGAACGAAAUUAUUUCAUCGUCGAACGAAAUGACAUCGGCGUGCAAUAGUACGAAUUUCACUAUGAAGCUUCAAGCAACUGCAGCGCAAUCCACGCCGUCCCAGAAAAUGCAACAACAGGAAGAGGAACACGCCGUGAUUGUUCUAAAAACAGAGAUCACGGCACUCAAGCAACAACAUGCUGCCGAUCAGCAUGAAAUUCGUACCAAAGACGACCGGAUAGAUCAGCUUAUUCGAGAAAUCCGCAAUUUAGAGGAAAGAUGCGGCGUUUCUGAGGCGGCAGUGAGCCAAAGUGUGCGUAUGCAGGAGGAUAUCGAGGUACUGGCAUCCGCGUUACGAGAUAUCGCGCAUGCCGUGAUUCAGGACGCCGAAAGUCGGGACGCCGACACUAAACAGGCAUCCCCGCAUAUCCAUCACCUGUCGCCCAGUGGACUGAUCCAGCAGAGAUCGCCGAAGAGAAGCACGCGAGGUAGCGCUAUACCGGCGUUUGCCGAGAGUACUAUAAGCGCGGUACGAGCGGCUCUGCAGAAAUAUCAGUUAACGAUACGCGAGUUACAGAUAAAAUCACAAACGAACAAGGAGCAGAUUUUAGCGAUGCGCAAGCAGUGCGACAACGCGGAGGAAAACGCUCAGAUGUUAAAUACGAAGGUUGCAGAAUUGAUCUCUCAGUUGGAUACAUGUCGUUCGCAAUGCGCACAACUAGAUCAAGAAAAGGACAUGCUGCAGAAAAGUUUCAACACGGUGAAAUUGGAGAAGAAUGCGUUGGAUAAGAAUAAAAUGGAACUUAAUAGCACGAUGGAGGCUCUUAGAAAUAAUUACGAGAAACUUCAGAAGACGAAUAACAAAUUACAAAAGCUGUGUGACAAUUUGGAAGAUGAAAAAAUGUAUUUACAAAAUGAGCUUGGCAGAAUAUCGGAGGAUGUUGAUUUGAAGGAAUUGAGUUUACGAUCGGAGGAGGAUAGAUGCAGUAAAAUGAGAGAGGAGCUUUUAACGUUACGAGAAGAUUUGAGUAAAACUUAUCUUGCCAAGGACAUGUUGGAACAGCAAAAGUUAGAAACUGACGGGUUAAUCUCUCAGAUCGAAAAAAGCAAAGGUGAUCUUGAGUUGGAACUGGAACGUGUACUACUGGAAAAGUCAGACGUACAGGAGAUUUUGAUGAAGAUGGAAGCAAUGUGUUCUAAUCAUGAGCAAGAUAAGCAACGAUUGCAGGAAGAAUUGAAAAAAAUGACAGACGAGAGAAAUAAGCUUGCAAAUCAGUGCAUCAAUCAACAAGGGGAUCUGAAUUCAUUCACGCAGAAAAUUUUUCUCGAAUAA